This is a messenger RNA of Erpetoichthys calabaricus (reedfish), 3720 nucleotides long. Its product is annotated as high-affinity choline transporter 1. The coding region runs from base 491 to 2260 and encodes 589 amino acids. Gene Ontology annotation, molecular function: choline:sodium symporter activity. The record is from RefSeq and is a predicted model, not a curated record. Gene Ontology annotation, cellular component: axon; plasma membrane; dendrite. The transcript is spliced from 9 exons. Gene Ontology annotation, biological process: neuromuscular synaptic transmission; transmembrane transport; choline transport. Lineage: Eukaryota; Metazoa; Chordata; Cladistia; Polypteriformes; Polypteridae.
AUUCGAAAAUAGUUUUGCAACGUCAAACAAUUCCAGAAUUUUCAAAUAAUUAUUCAAACAGCGAAGCGCUCCUAGAAGUUCAGUGCCAAUCGACCCAAGAGAUACGUGCGUCACGCUAAUUUUCAAUUAACCUCCAGUGCUGCUUUUGCCCAUCCCUCGAAGACCUUCGGGGAAACCACUGUUCGUUUGCACAGUCUGACAUCGUUAUUCAUAAAGCGGCAUCCAUCCACUCGCUGACGUUAGUCUCCUCCGAAGCUCUGACGAAAACUGCUACUUUAAAAGGAACCGUUCAAAAAGUAAAUAAAGAAAAAUUAAGAGCACUCGCGGUGGAGCGCACUCUGCUACUCGAACGGCGCCAACACACUGGGGUUCUUACUUUUGUUCGUCGCCUGUUUCUUCCAGAUUCAUCGGUCGUAUGAGCAACCAGGUUCGCUUUUUUAAGUGAUCUCCAUGAAGCAGUGAGCGGAGCUGCUUGUGGCUGCUGAAGAAGAUGGCUAUUCAUGUGGAGGGGCUUGUAGCAAUCAUCCUGUUUUAUGUUCUGAUCCUUUUUGUUGGAAUAUGGGCAGCAUGGAAAAACAAAAACUCUGGAAAUGCAAGUGGGACAGAUCGCUGCGAAACCAUUAUGGUCGGUGGGAGAGACAUUGGACUGUUCGUCGGCGCUUUUACAAUGACCGCGACCUGGGUGGGCGGCGGCUACAUCAAUGGAACAGCAGAAAACGUCUUUUUACCCGGGUAUGGUCUGGCAUGGGCACAGGCACCCUUCGGAUACUCACUUAGUUUGGUUGUAGGUGGUUUGUUUUUUGCCAAACCCAUGCGAUCUAAAGGCUAUGUUACUAUGUUAGACCCAUUCCAGCAAAUCUAUGGAAAAAGAAUGGGUGGGCUGCUGUUCAUUCCAGCCCUAAUGGGAGAAAUCUUUUGGUCUGCUGCCAUUCUCUCUGCACUGGGUGCCACUCUCAGUGUCAUAGUGGAUAUUGGUAUCAACAUGGCAGUUAUAAUUUCUGCUCUCAUUGCAAUCUUUUACACCGUGGUUGGUGGAUUAUAUUCUGUUGCCUAUACAGAUGUAGUGCAGCUUUUCUGUAUUUUUUUAGGACUGUGGAUCAGUGUACCUUUUGCAAUGUUCAAUCCAGCUGUGUUAGACAUUGGAAAAACAGCUGUUCAAAAAGUCUACCAAGAGCCCUGGCUUGGGUCGAUUGAAUCCUCAGAUAUUAUGAUGUGGCUGGAUAACUUCUGUCUGUUGAUGUUAGGUGGAAUUCCAUGGCAGGUUUAUUUUCAACGAGUUUUGUCUUCCUCAUCUGCAACAUAUGCACAGGUAUUGUCUUUCCUGGCUGCUUUUGGCUGUUUAGUGAUGGCUGUGCCAUCUGUCCUGAUUGGAGCCAUUGGGGCAUCAACAGCAUGGAACCAGACCACAUAUGGGUCAGAGUGGCCACAGGACAGACAUCAGUCUGAUAUGAUUUUACCAAUAGUGUUGCAGCACCUCUGUCCACCAUACAUUUCUUUUUUUGGCCUUGGUGCCGUGUCAGCUGCAGUGAUGUCUUCUGCUGAUUCCUCCAUUCUAUCUGCAAGUUCCAUGUUUGCACGAAAUAUCUACCAGCUGGCUUUUCGACAACAGGCAUCCGACAGAGAGAUCUUGUGGGUCAUGCGGAUCACCAUUUUUGUGUUCGGAACUGUAGCAACAGCCAUGGCCCUGCUAACAGGAACAGUUUAUGGACUGUGGUACCUGAGUUCAGAUCUCGUCUAUGUCAUUAUUUUCCCCCAGCUACUCUGUGUGCUGUUCAUCAAGGGAACAAACACUUAUGGUUCAGUGGCAGGAUAUGUUUUUGGGCUGCUUCUGAGAAUCGGUGGAGGAGAGCCAUACCUGAAACUGCCUCCGUUCAUCUAUUAUCCUUGGUGGGAGACAAUUGGAAGUGUCCAUCCUUUGACACAUACAGAAGAGUACACAAUUGUCCAGAAAUUCCCCUUCAAGACUGUGUCAAUGAUUUCAUCCUUCUUAGGAAAUGUUUUAGUUUCUUAUGUAGCUAAAUAUCUUUUCGAAAGUGGUCUGUUGCCACCAAAGUAUGACUUCCUCGAAUCUGUUGUUGCAAAGCACAGUAAGGAAAAUAUGGAUAAAACAAUCUUGGUGAACAAUGACAAUAUUGUCCUUUCAGAAUUGGCACCAGUAAAACCAAGGCACAGCAUUGUGCAUGCAGCGGCUUUCAUAAAUAAAGAAGCACUAAGUGAAGAAGACAGCAGCCCUGAUUCACCAAAUGAUGGAAAAGAUUAAUGUUUCCUUCAGCUUCCAACAUAGCCUUAAACGAAUGGAGUAAAGUGUACAGAAAUUUGAAAUGGUGGCUUUGGCAAAAAGAAAACAACAACAAAACAACAUUUUGUUGGUAUUAAUUUGCUGCUAUAUAAUUUAUUUUUUAAUGAAUAGGCAAUGAGGGCAUACUGUUCAUUAUGAUAGGAUAGGCAUCUGUUAAGAGGUGCUGGAGAAUUUGCCGUUAAUUUAUUACUAGUGCAAUACUACGACCUGGAUGAUAUCCUUAUUCAUGUUUGGAGGCAGUGUCUUUCAUUUGAAAAGAUAUGUGCAACUUUAUUUUUUUAAUUGUCCAGUAUUGGAUAAUGUAAACAGAAUAUAGGAAAUGUUAUAAAGGAACCCGUAAUAGCAAUAACAGGUCAUCUAUGAGCAAUAGACGAGGUGAACUCAACAGGCUGUGGCCUGUGACUGCAUUUAGUUGGCUCCCAAGGGUGAUUUAAUGCAUUUUCAUUUGGAAGACCAAUUCUUCACAUUUUUAUAGCAUAUGAAGGCAACUUUAAUUACAUAUACCCUAAAUAUCAUUAUGGCAGGGUUCACUAGGGGCCCCAAAUACCAGCAUGCUCUAGGCAGGUAAAGGGUGGGUGAGCAUGUUGUCACAUUUUUGCUUUAUCGGUCAGCUAGGUAUCACUGCUAAUGGAUAUGACCCCUAGGGUUAGCCCAUAAAUAUGUGACAAGAACAUGCAAAACUUUGAGGCAAAAGUGAUAAAGGCUGCCUGCUAUCAUUCAAAAUUAGAGUGCAUAGUCUCCACUAACAAUGAUGUUAACAUCUGCGUAAAUAAACCAAAGCAGAAGUUGACAUCAUUCCAAAAAUUUUAGCAUCCAAAAAACUGAUUAACCUUCCGGUUGUCAAGAUGAUCUGGAGUCAAAUAACUGCCUAGGAAAAUUUGAAGAUGGAUAAUAAGAAGGAGAAGAAUCAAAUUCUAACAUGCAAAAGGUCAUACUAAGAAAAGUCAAAGUGAAGUUCAACAAGGCCAAAUCUGCAAAGCAGAAGCUGAAGUCUAAAGAAAACUAGUAAUAUUCCUAUGCUACUAUGCUAUAUACUGUAUCUUUAUUCUUUAAGAAUGUAUCCCCAAAACUGGACAUCCUUCCUGUGGUGGUCCCAUUGUAAAUCAGGUUGGUGCAAUUGCAGCAUGCAUUCAGGAAUAAUGAGACUAGUGAGGUGGUGCACACUGCAAGACAUACAAUUGUGGUGACUACAAGAAAAAAGAACCAAGAAAUGGAGUAGUAAUUUGCUCUGUUUAAAAUAUUUUUUUCUAAUCUGCAUUUAUGGCUCAUUUGUAGCUUUGAACAUCAAAGAAUUAUUUAUUUUUUAUUCUUGCUCUAGGAGAAAUUCAUUAUGAUUUAUGUUUUCCACAUCACUAUUUUGCUUUUUUGUAGGGGCUGUCAUUUUUGUGAGCUGGCUACCAUAACACUACAGACCAUUGCUA